Molecule: messenger RNA, 822 nt
Organism: Exserohilum turcica Et28A
Lineage: Eukaryota; Fungi; Ascomycota; Dothideomycetes; Pleosporales; Pleosporaceae
Exons: 1
Coding region: 53-706 (217 amino acids)
Source: RefSeq, a predicted model, not a curated record
AGUCGAGCGACGCUGGCGCUCUGCAUACGAUCGUUAGCUUUAUUUCUUCACCAUGAGACAUUGUAUACCCACCCUUGUGCUUGGCAUCUUUGCACUUUGCGCCGUCUCCAUUCCUCAGUCUGGACAUGACAGCCAAUCCAUAAUCCUAUCUCAUGAGGCCCUCGUUAAGAUAGCAAAGGAAACCGACUCUUGCAAAGGCGCGAAAUUCCCCGAAGAAUGUGCAGAUGCCACACGAGCAGCAAAAGCUAUCAACACGGCCUUUGAAAGAUAUGGGAUCUCCUCACUCGGCGAAAAAGCUGCCCUAGUGGCCUACAUGCUUUUCGAGUCAGGUAACUUCAAGUACAACAGAAACCACUAUCCAGGAAUUCCAGGUCAGGGCACUAGAAUGAUGGCGAUGCCAUCUUUCGUCAAGUCCUAUGCGGAAAGCGUCGCUGGCGCCGACGCUGUCGCAAAGGCCGAAGCCGCUGGAGGCGACGCGGGUUUGGAUGCGGUACUUGAUCUGGCUAAUUGCAACGACGAAAAAAGUUUUGGAAGUGCAGCAUGGUUUCUUAGCACGCAGUGCACCGCUUCUGUUCGAUCUGGGCUGACUACAAGAGGGAUGGACGGAUGGCAUGAUUUUUUAACAGCAUGCGUGGGCACCACUGUAACAACAGAACGUGACGAGGGAUGGCUAGCUACAAUGCAGGUCAUGGCUAGCGAGAAAUGAAGAAGAAACCUAGAAAGAUUCCAUAGUAAUGUGCAUUCCUUCGUACCAGAACAACCGGUGUAAUUAGUAGAAUAUUAUUUCUUAAGCAAGUAGAUAGGAGGCGGGAUAAUACAUAC